Molecule: messenger RNA, 1953 nt
Organism: Botrytis porri
Lineage: Eukaryota; Fungi; Ascomycota; Leotiomycetes; Helotiales; Sclerotiniaceae
Exons: 6
Coding region: 429-1676 (415 amino acids)
Biological process (GO): glucan catabolic process
Cellular component (GO): extracellular region; cell surface
Molecular function (GO): glucan exo-1,3-beta-glucosidase activity
Source: RefSeq, a predicted model, not a curated record
CCGAGCUAUUAUCCUCGCCAACAUGACAAACGGCUCAGGGACUCGAGUCUAUAUGAUCGCCCAUAUGAUCACGACUCUCUCAUUUGCCUUGAUUCAAUGAAAGCGGAUAGGAUUUUCACUUUCUGUUUUCUUUUUGACCUGCAAACUUGUCAUGAGCUUCGAUAGCAUCUAAACACUACUCUCAAUACAGCAAUUAAGUGUUAAUCUGCGGGGAGAGUGGACAGGAGCGGCAGUCGUCAAGUUCAUCUGAUUCAUCUCAAUAUCAUUUCUUGUUGUUCGCAUACUAUUGAAGAGUCUAUUGGAGAGUCAUUUCCUUCCCUCAUUCCCUGACCUAUAUAUCUUCGUCUUUGCUUCGCGGUUUCAGGAAUAUCCACUUCACGUUCCUUUAAUGAAUAUCAAAUAAACAUUCUGCUUUAUACAUAUACAUAAUGUACUUUACCAAUACUGUUGGUACCCUGCUCGUGGCUACCUUAGUAGCUUCGAAGCCAAUUUACCAAAGAGGAGUUGACUUUGCAUAUGGGUCAACACCCGUUAGAGGAGUUAAUAUAGGCGGCUGGCUUGUACUUGAACCAUGGAUUACACCGUCGAUCUUUCAAGCAGUCGAUCAAUCCUUGGGAAUAGUCGAUGAGUAUACAUUAACAGAGAAACUCGGCACAGAUGCAGCUCUAGCAAUUCUCAAACCUCACUGGGAUUCAUGGUGCACUGCCAAUGAUUUCCAAAACAUAGCCAACGCUGGCUUCAACACAGUCCGCAUUCCAAUAGGAUACUGGGCAUACGAACUCUCUGACAACGAGCCCUAUACCCAAGGCGCAGCUCCAUACAUGGAUGCCGCCAUCGACUGGGCUCGUGGCGCUGGUCUUAAAGUUUGGAUCGAUCUUCACGGAGCUCCCCUUUCCCAAAACGGAUUCGACAACUCUGGACACAAGACUUCGUCGCCGGCAUUCGGACAGGGUGACUCGGUCGCAAAAACACUUUCUGUUCUAAACACUAUUACCGAAAAAUAUGCCAAGAAAGAGUACCAAGAUGUUGUCGUUGGUAUUGAAUUACUCAACGAGCCAGCAAAUUGGGAUGUCAAUUUCGAUGUCUUGGAACAAUUCUAUAGAGAUGGAUAUGGGCAAGUCCGCGCUGUUUCCGAUAGUAUUGUGGUAAUUCACGAUGCGUUCUUGGCACCAAGUAACUGGAACAACAUCCUGUCAUCGAAUGAUAACAGUGCUUAUGGAGUCGUCGUCGACCACCACGAAUACCAAGUCUUCAGCGACUCCCUCGUUGCCAUGUCCGCCACCGAACACAUCGACUACGUCUGCAGCAACGCCGGCGCCUACACCGGCGCCGACAAAUGGGUCGUGGUCGGUGAAUUCACCGCCGCCAUGACCGAUUGUGCCUAUGCGCUCAACGGCUACGGCGUCGGUGCCCGCUACGACGGCACAUAUCCCGGUUCCUCAUACGUCGGUUCCUGCGAAGGCAAAUCGGAUAUCACGACGUGGAGCGACGCCUUCAAAACGGAUAUGAAGAAUUAUUUGAGCGCGCAGUUGGCGAGCUAUGAGACGAAGGCGAAUGGAUGGAUUUUUUGGAAUUUUAAGACGGAGGGUGCGCAUGAGUGGGAUGCGGCGAAGUUGGUGGAGUAUGGAAUUUUUCCGGAUUUGAGGGCGGGGAUUCCGGCGGCGAUUUGUUCGUAGGGAUUUACUUGGAGCGAUGCGUGUUUGAGGGAGGGGGGAUGAGGAGAAAUUUGUAAAGUUAAGUACAUAUACCCAGAGACUUGGCGAUAAACAAAAGUCUGUACAGUUAUGAUAUACAAAGGAGAUGGUUUAUUUUUUCGUUAAUUCAUUCGUUAAUUUAUUUAUUUAUUUAUUAUUCAUUGUUUGACUACGUACGGAUCCAUCUAAAAUAUCGAAUGGUGUUACUAGUAUGUAGCAGUGCAGCGGUGAAACAAAACAUCGUUGAAAGAAAAGAAGG